Molecule: messenger RNA, 1009 nt
Organism: Scophthalmus maximus (turbot)
Lineage: Eukaryota; Metazoa; Chordata; Actinopteri; Pleuronectiformes; Scophthalmidae
Gene: mrps7
Product: mitochondrial ribosomal protein S7
Exons: 5
Coding region: 67-756 (229 amino acids)
Biological process (GO): ribosomal small subunit assembly; translation
Cellular component (GO): ribosome
Molecular function (GO): mRNA binding; rRNA binding; structural constituent of ribosome
Source: RefSeq, a predicted model, not a curated record
UUUUUUGUUGCAGGCAUCUGAGAGAGGUACUUAGCCGGGGUCCUACGUGACACUCACAUUGUAAAGAUGGCUGCCUCCGUGUCGGGACUGUUGAAACCCUGGAUACCAAGAGUGUUCCUGGUGAGAUGGAGCAGGUACAACCCCUACUACCUGGAGCCGGAGGUCCGCAAGGAGGCGUACAGCAGACCGGAGGCCGAGCUGACUGCCGAGGAGAAGGAGCAGCGGCAGCUCAAGAACCUCAGACCCAUCAAGGCAGCAACCAACGGAAUCACCAGCUCCGUCUUCAACGACCCAGUCCUCAGCAAAUUCAUCAACAUGACAAUGAAACAUGGAAACAAGGUCCUGGCCAAAGAGAUCAUGUCACAGACGCUGGAGAGCAUCAAGAGGAAGCAGUUGGAGAAAUACCACAAAGCUCCAGAGGGGAAGAAGGAGGAGAUAGAGUGUAACCCCUACACCAUUUUUCACCAGGCUCUGGAGAACUGUAAGCCUGUAGUUGGGGUGUCCAGCGUACAGAAAGGUGCAAAGUACUAUCAGGUUCCCGUCCCUCUUUCGGACAACCGGCGUCGCUUCCUCGCCAUGAAAUGGAUGAUCACAGAGUGCAGGGACAACAAACACAGACGCAUGCACAUGUAUGAAAAACUUUCCCAGGAACUGCUGGCAGCCUACAUCAAGGAGGGCAAUGUCAUCAAGAAGAAACACGAGCUGCACAAGAUGGCCGAGGCCAACAGAGCCUACGCCCACUACCGCUGGUGGUAGAAAGAAAUUCCUACUGACCGGGGAGCCGGAACCGGGCAGGCAUCGUGCUGGUCGUGGAAUAUUCAGUGACACGUUGAGUUGCUCGAUAUGCGACUGUAAAUAGCGAUGGCCAUGAAAAUCCUCCUCUGUGGAAGGACCACACUGUACAAAGUGCUUUUGGAAAAGUGAAAUAUAUACAAACGGACUGAAUGUGUCUGUCAGAUUUUGCGUUGAAGUAUUGCAUCAUGUAAAAUAAAAAGCCAGAUGUAUUGUU